This is a messenger RNA of Amphibalanus amphitrite, 3322 nucleotides long. RefSeq names its product dnaJ homolog subfamily A member 1-like. Gene Ontology annotation, biological process: response to heat; protein refolding. Gene Ontology annotation, cellular component: cytoplasm; cytosol. Bases 324 to 1541 code for a protein of 405 amino acids. Gene Ontology annotation, molecular function: Hsp70 protein binding; ATP binding. NCBI's taxonomy places the organism in Eukaryota, Metazoa, Arthropoda, Thecostraca, Balanomorpha, Balanidae. The transcript has 7 exons. The record is from RefSeq and is a predicted model, not a curated record.
GGUAAUGAGUCUGUGUUGCACAUCAAAAUUAAUUUAAUAAUUAAUCAACUUUUUUACUCAUCAUUGGAAAAUUUUAUUUUUAUAUCUCUCCCUCUGAGUUGACAGAAAAAUAACAUCAAGAUUUUUCGAUUUUCAUCUUUUUGAAAAAAGAUCCAGCAAAAAUUUCGCUACUCUAAUACCUUCUCGGGCCUUCCACGCUGCCCUGGGGCGAUUCGGCGCAUCAGCAGCGUGGGGAGCGAUAUUGGCCUUUCUCUCUGCACAUGGCCUACGAGGGUUGGUUCCAGAGCAUUCCACAGUAAUCUGGAGUACCUCGAUCCUCCACAAUGGUGAAGGAGACUGGCUAUUACGACGUGCUGGGGGUGAAACCCUCCGCCACGGCCGAUGAGCUGAAGAAGGCCUACCGCAAGCUGGCGCUCAAGUACCACCCGGACAAGAACCCGUCCGAGGGGGAGCGCUUCAAGGCGAUCUCGCAGGCGUACGAGGUGCUUUCUGACGAGAAGAAGCGGCAGAUCUAUGACGAGGGUGGCGAACAGGCCAUCAAGGAGGGCGGAUCGGGCGGCGGUGGCGGCGGCUUCCACUCGCCUAUGGACAUCUUCGACAUGUUCUUCGGCGGCGGAGGACACCGCAAGGAGCGCGAGCGCAGGGGUAAGAACGUGGUCCAUCAGCUGCCCGUCACCCUGGAGGAGAUGUACAACGGCGCCACGCGCAAGCUCUCCCUGCAGAAGAACGUCAUCUGCGAGCGCUGCGAGGGCCGCGGCGGCAAGAAGGGCGCCGUGGAGACGUGUCCCAACUGCCGCGGAUCCGGGAUGCAGAUCCGCGUACAGCAGCUGGGGCCCGGCUUCGUGCAGCAGAUCCAGUCCAUGUGCGACGAGUGCCGCGGCCAGGGCGAGCGCAUCAACCCGCGCGACAGGUGCAAACACUGCAACGGCAAAAAGGUGGUUCGGACCAAAAAGAUUCUGGAGGUACACAUCGACAAGGGUAUGACGGACGACCAGCGGAUCACGUUCAGCGGCGAGGGUGACCAGGAGCCGGGCCUCGAGCCCGGAGACAUCAUCAUUGUGCUCGACGAGCGCGAGCACGAGACCUUCAAGCGGGACGGCGACGACCUCAUCAUGAAGAUGGAAAUCGAGCUGGUGGAGGCGCUGUGCGGCUUCCAGAAGACCAUCACCACGCUGGACAAACGCUCAUUGCUGCUCACCUGCAUACCAGGCGAGGUCAUCAAGCACGGCGUCAUCAAGUGCAUCCUGAACGAGGGCAUGCCGCACUACCGGAAUCCGUUCGAGAAGGGCCGCCUGAUCGUGCAGUUCCUGGUCAACUUCCCCGAGCGGCUCGACCCGGCCAACGUAGCGCAGCUGGAGAAACUGCUGCCGCCCAGGCCGUUCCUGCCGGUGCCCGAGGACGCCGAGAUGGUGCAGCUGGCCGACCUGGACCCGCGCCAGGAGAGCCGCCGCCACCACCAGGCGCACGGCGCUGUCUACGACGAGGACGACAUGCACGGCGGCCGCGGUCCCGGCGGCCCCGUCCAAUGUCAGACCCACUAGGAGAGCCGCGCCGCCACCGCCGCCGCGGAGCGGACGGACGGACGGAUCUGCCGGCUGUGCCGCGUCGCAGCGAGCGCGGUGUGACUGUGCUUCGAGUGAGUGUUCAUAAGUGUCCUAGAUCGAGCGUCGCGUCGCACCCCGCCCGCCGCCGCCGCCGCUGUGGGCAGUCCUGGCGAUAGGAGGGGGCUAGUACGGCUGGCCGGCCCAGUCCGCUGACGACGGCAGGGAAGUGUGUGAUACGGGGAGGCUGGCCGGCGCCGGGAGGACCGCGGAUGGACGCACAGAGGGAGGCAGCGGUCCGCCGCCGGCGCCGCUAGUGAUGAACGCUGGGUGACGGCGCCACUGACCGGCGAGCCCCGGGGUAGGGAGACGGAGUCACUGGCCGGACUGAGAGCGGUAUAGGGAGGUACCGGCCGGAAUCUGAGAGUGAUUCAUGCAGUAAAGGCGAACUACAGCCUGGAACGCCGGAAAAGACUGAGCUGUGAACUCGACAGAUGAUCGGAGGGCAUUGGGACGAUAGACGGCCGUGAUUUGACUGCCUCGCCUCUACCUGAGUAGGUAGCUGGGGACUGACUUGGUUUUCGAAGGAGACUGAAGAGAUCACGGCGGUGAACUAGGAGCGCGUGGGAGACAUAGAUCAAGGCGGGGAAACCCGGAUGAGCGAUGCUGUGUUAUGUGACUAGAGUGAUCUGGAAAAUGAAAUGAAACAUCGAUAUGUCUCUACGGCAUAUGUUUGAUUUGUGGAGUUUGAUUGGAAUCAGCAGCCCUGGUGAAUGUACCGAUGGGGGAUGAGAGAUUGCAAUUACCGGCGACAUAAAGCACGGCAAGCACCAACUCAAACGUUUGAGUGUAGUUAUACAGGCACCAUGACCGGCAUCGCACAUAUGCGAAUAGUGUGAAAUGUGACUUCGUGUGCUGUGUGAAUGUGUGGUGGCGAAAUUGUGGUGUUGUGUCCAGGCGUAACUGAACAGUUUGAAUGAGUGGCUGGUCGCGAGACUGAAUGAGAUAGUUGGAACGAGACGGCGACUGGGAGAGGUCGGGCUUGACGCUGUUGACCACUGGGUAGACUGAUGUGUGCUUGUGGGAUAACGUUUGCGUGGUAUGUUAGGUUUUUUUGCGUGUGAGUUCUUUCAUGCUUAUCUCAUUGUGUGGCCACGUAUUCCAGUGUGUUGGAGUGCUGAUUGGUUGCGCGUUGUAUCAUACCUUAGGUCCGAAUGUGAUGUGAGGGAUGGGAGUGUCAUCUCAGCGCUGGCUGAGGGCGAUGCAGCUGACCUCCCCCGGGCUCUGCGGCGGCGGCGGCGGUGGGCUGGACCCUCCCCACACCCGCCUGAGGCGGUCCGGGCCGGUCGGCGGCGGCCACAUCAGCUUUACCUGCUCCCGGGAGUCGCCGCGGUCCGCCCCGUGGGCUGCGUGUCCCCGCGGCAGGCCUCUGGACCGUGCGGUGCCCGGGACGGACUCUGCGGCGCUCGCCGGGCCGGGCGGGGUGGUGACGCGCUCGGCCGGUCAGCGGGGAGAUGUGUGUUCCGCCGGGUGUGAGGCUGGGUCCCGCCGCUGACCGGCCGAUCAGACUGGCACCGUACCCCCGCUCCGGCGGACGCCGCUGGUCGGCUCGGCGCCGGCCGGCCCACACCCCCGGCGGGCGGCCGACGCGCGGCGCUCGAGUUUCUCUGUUCAUGUCGCUAGGUUGUAUUACAUUCUCGACUGGUAGGUUCUGUCCGAUUUAUUCGAGCUGAUUAUGUGUAUUGCAUAUUGUCAUGUGAACAAUAAACUGGAUGGUAGAA